Zymoseptoria tritici IPO323 is the source of this 2165-nucleotide messenger RNA. RefSeq lists its product as uncharacterized. The coding region runs from base 642 to 2165 and encodes 507 amino acids. The record is from RefSeq and is a predicted model, not a curated record. The transcript has 4 exons. NCBI's taxonomy places the organism in Eukaryota, Fungi, Ascomycota, Dothideomycetes, Mycosphaerellales, Mycosphaerellaceae. Gene Ontology annotation, molecular function: 3',5'-cyclic-AMP phosphodiesterase activity; 3',5'-cyclic-GMP phosphodiesterase activity. Gene Ontology annotation, biological process: cGMP catabolic process; cAMP catabolic process; negative regulation of glucose mediated signaling pathway.
GAACUCUGCCCUCUUUGCGAAGCAUCAUGGCGCCUUGGCAAGGCCGAGUCCUCGUGCGCCUCGACCAGUCUCCGGAGAUCUUGGUUCGCCCGUUCUUCUCCUCGUCGCGUGCUGCGACCUCGACUGUUCCCCGGAACGCUUAGAGUCAGGUACCGGACCCUCUUGCUGAAACAGCAAAACCUCUUCCUUCCCGGUGACGUCGGCUGAACGUUGUCUUCGACUCGAGCUCUGGACUCUUGCGACAAGUCAGUGCUGGUCAGACGAUCCACGGUCUAGAGCGAGUACGGACCGAGCGACGAAGGAUUUCAGGCCGACGGUGGUGCAAGAGACGGCCGAGUCCGUUCGGCACGAGCACUGCUUUCCUCUCACUCAGCCUUGUGCUACGACCACGGAAGCCUGCAGGACAAUCAUCCAACCACGCACGUGGCCAGUCGUCGAGGACGCAAGCACAUAUUCGAGACACCUUAUAGUCCUACACCGCCAUCAGAAGCACGAAAGGGACACAAAGGUCCUGCACUCCUUCAUACUUGAGCUUUCUGCACGACAGAGGACUUCGACAUAGCGAGAAGGUUUAACGUACGACACCUGUGGUCCAGGGCGGCUGAGACAAGAGACGGCACGAGACGGCUACAUGCGCAUCGAUGAAAGACUCGGGAGAUGAGGACACGAGCUCGAACAUAGGGUUGCACGGGCAGCCCGCUGCUUUGCAAGUAAUAUGUCUCGGCUCUGGAGGUGGCCCGAGUGAGGACAAUGUGACCGGUUUUCUCGUGCGCUCUGUGGGCAGCAAUUGGGCUAAAGGCUCGAUGCUUGCGGUUGAUGCUGGCUCGCAUUUGGCUCCAAUAACGCGCAUGCUGGAGAGACACUUUCCUGCUGUUAACAGCCCUCCGAAACCAAGAUCAACAAUCCUCGGUUCCGGUCCGUUUGCUGGUCUCAAAUUCCCGAACGAGUCCGCGCGAGCAAAUGCACUCCACGUGCUUCGAACGUACAUCUCGACAUAUCUCAUCACUCAUCCACAUCUUGAUCACCUUUCGGGCUUCGCCAUAAACACUGCAGCGUUCCAUGCGACGUCGAGACCAAAGACUCUCGCCGCGCUGCCCAGCACAGUCGAUGCGAUCAAGACCCACAUUUUCAACGAUGUCAUCUGGCCGAAUCUCACGGACGAAGAUGGUGGAGUCGGCUUUGUGACCUUUCAAAGACUGAAAGAGGGCGGAGACGUCAUGGUCGGCGAGGGAGAAGGUAGGGGCUACAUUGAAGUCUGCGACGGUCUCGCUGUGCGCGCUUUCAAGGUGUCGCAUGGGUGUUGCACCAAGAGUCCACCAAGUCAUCAGCAUCGCGGCAGCAUGACGGCCUUUGCAGACUCGCAACCUUCGUACAACGGAUCGUUACAGGCGUCUCACGACCUCGCCUCGAGUAUGGUGCGAACCUCGUCAAUCUCGCACGCUGUACAACCUAGCCCGCCGGAAGGCGUAUGCGUGGUAGACAGUACUGCCUACUUCCUCCGUGAUGAGGACACACAGCGAGAAAUCUUGAUCUUCGGAGACGUGGAACCCGACUCCCUCUCGCUGAGUCCUCGAACAUACCUCGUAUGGCAAGAAGCCGCACGAAAGGUCGCACAUGAUAUUCUUGGUGGCAUUUUCAUAGAGUGCAGCUACGACGACAGUCAAGCUGAUGCAAUACUCUUCGGCCACUUAAACCCAAGGCAUCUGAUCGCGGAACUGCAAAACCUCGCAAGCAUGGUGAUUGAAGCUCGCAACGCACGCCAAGCCGAGCACAACACGAAGAAACGCAAACGAUCAGGACAGAACAGUCUCGACGACUUUGUCCGCAACAGCAACACCUCACCAGGUACUGCUCGAAAGCGUAGCAGGAGUUCAGCUAACAGCCAUGGCAGCACCUCCGCUCCAUCUCUCCAACACGAACAAAGCGUCUGCAGCGUCUCCAGCACAACAGUGCCACUGAACGAGGAUGUUGCCAACACCGUGCCACCUCUAAACGGUAUCAAGAUCUUCAUCAUCCACAUCAAAGACACGCUAAAAGAUGGGCCGCACGUGAGUGAGCGGAUUCUCGCGGAGUUACAGGAGCACGAGGCGAGGCUGCAGGAAAUGGGACAUGGAUUGGGGUGUGAAUUUGUGAUUUCGCAGAGUGGUGAGAGUUAUUGGUUUUGA